Calliphora vicina (urban bluebottle blowfly) is the source of this 3494-nucleotide messenger RNA. RefSeq lists its product as uncharacterized. The coding region runs from base 320 to 1819 and encodes 499 amino acids. The record is from RefSeq and is a predicted model, not a curated record. The transcript has 4 exons. NCBI's taxonomy places the organism in Eukaryota, Metazoa, Arthropoda, Insecta, Diptera, Calliphoridae.
UGUAGUACUACUCAGCUACUCAUCCGAUUUCCUCAAGACAUAUAUAAAUUCUUCGCUAUUACCCCAUUUGAUUCGCUCUUUGUUUAUGGUAAGAGAUUUAUCUGUGGGGAAAACGAUAUAAAAUACACUUUUAAGGUCAAGGUGGAUGGUAGCAGUGCCGAGUUCCUGCAUGGCUAGUUAGUGUAUAAAGAAACUAGUCGUUUACAGCUCCCCUCCUUCGCCAGGGCACGGGUUGGUUGUAAUUUUUUUUCGCCCGGUCUACGCACGCCGUCACUGCGAAAGGCUGUAAUAUUUUACGGUACACUCGUGGGAUCAAAAUAUGAAUACUGAAAUAAAUAAAAACAAAAAACAACAAAAUUCCGAACAUGGGGACAUUGACUUAAGGUGGGGAAAUAAUAUGGGAGGGGUGGGUAAUUUAAGGUUGGACGAUUGGGACAGGAUUUAUAGUAGGAGGUCAAGGACGCAACUUAAUGAUAUGGAUGGGCUUUUGGGGCUGUCGGGUAACUCCAUUAGAGAAACCAGUGCCACACAGAGGCAGGAGGAUAUGGUUCAGGUCUACCAACCUGCCCAAAGCCGGUUGGUAGAACGACGAUCUCCUCCUGCAGCUGAGGCCGGGUGUGACACGACAACCACUCAAGCCGAUCCAUCAAAAGUAGUUCGGCAAGAGGUUGUGGAAGAGAUGCAAGGGGCCAAUCCACAGCUUCCUAUUCAAGAAAGCCGAACGAAAGAAGAAAAAGCUAAGAGCGGCACGAGGAAGUCACUGGCCUUUAUGAAUAAGAUGGUCAAUAGAGAUCCUAAGACGUUCACGGCAAAAGAGAGGUAUCUUGUCAGGAAGCACCGACAGGAUAUCGCCAAAUUCGAAAGAAUCUACGGUCCCGUAAGCGCCGUCUUGGGAAUAUCCUCUACCGGGGUAAAGCUUGUGAAUGAGGACGCCGCUCUGAAAGUUACACAACAGUGUACAGGGGCAGCGACCACGGUCACAAGCAGUACUAAGCCAGCGCUCGAAGGCAGUGGAAAGUCAGUUGAAGUGCUCACAUCUUCGGAACGAGCUCCCAAGACUGACCCGCCACUACAAAGAACCCACGAAAAGGCGCCUGAAAGUUCAGGUGUAUGGAAGAAGGCGGAUGAUUCUUCGUUCAGCUCAGGUAUGGGCCCCCAAAAGAAGGCCACUAAACGAGCUAGGACUUGGGAUGAUCAGCCUUCAACCUCGAAGAAAAUAAAGAAGUCGACAAGCCAGGAAUGCCUUCAGGCACUUGUCAUAGAUCGGAAUAAUCCUCAUUUAAGGAUUAGUUCUGAUCACUGGCAGUUGGUUGAAGGUAGGCUCCUCGACGAGAUAGCCGUCUUUAGUGGUAGGCCGGAUGAUGUAUUAUUCAUGGGCGCUGCCUGGACUAAAGGAAUCAAAACUGUUAAUUGUGCGAACGAGAACUCAUUUGAGUUCUUAAAAUCUACAGUUAGCAAGUGUGAUAACCUUUGUCCAGGAGCGAAGCUUGAGGUAAUAUAUGCUUCGGACUUACCACCAAGAUCUAUGGUGACUGUGUGGUUUCCGCCACCCAUUAAAACGGUGGAAACCAUACUUUUAAUAUUGGCUAAACAAAAUACAGGACUCCUUACUAACCAAUGGAAGUUAUUAACUUCAAUAGCAUGUAGGGAGAACUCAGGCAGGGAUUUUAAGUUCGACGUGGACCACGAAUCCCUCUUAAUUUUAGAGGAAAAGGGAGGUAUUGUUAACUUCGGACUUGGUACUGUCAAAUUUAGAUUACCUAAAGUUAAUAAGACAAAUAAUGAUGCAGGUGGAGUAAAUAGACCUGCACCACAGUAAGACAGUUUCAGCCGAGUUAAUAAGACUUCGCAAUUCCGCACAACUGGGCGUGGCCCUUAUCCAAGAGCCUUGGAUAAAUGGUAAGAAGUAAAGGAGAUAUAAAUGUCGUUAGCACAGAGGCCAAAGAUAAAACUAUGUUUAUACUGGCCUGGGUAUACGUCAUAUGUAGCUGCAGAUACUCCGGUCAACGAAGUGCUGAGACUGAGUACUGGGUUGCGACACCAAUUCACAUCACAUCCAAUGCGGCGUUCCCACGACAAUCGUAUCUACGCUCCGGUACAACCCGAGUCUGUCUCGGCCGAAUAUAGUCAACUCAUAUGUCAUAUGGAACUGCAGAUCCACCGGGCAGUGCUGAGACUGAGUACUGGGUUGCGACACCAAUUCACAUAACAUCAAAUGCGGCGUUUUCACGACAAUCGUAUCUACGCUCUGGCACGACCCGAGUCUGACAGAUGUAUCAAACCAGGGAAUAACUUUCGACGACCGCAAAGCUGUUGUAAAUACAACUGCCAAUGCGGCAGCAAGAAUAUCAAUAAUAGAGGUGAUUUAGUGUUUGAGUUUAUAACUACUAACAAUCUGCUAAUCUGUAACAUGGGCGAUAAGCCAACGUUUAGGACUAGGGAUAAGGAGUCAGUUAUAGAUAUCACCAAUGACCAUAACCUCCGAACUAAACAGAAUCUCAGCAGAGACCCUUAAGAAACCCGAGACGUACGAAUUGGGGGGGUUUUCAGGUCAACAGUGGGGUCAAAAUUAGUGAAUAUGUAUGUCAAUUGGUGGUUACUCACCUGAGGAAGUAGCAUACUGAACGAUAGCUAUGAAUUAUUCUGCCCAAAGAAAUUUCCGGAUAGACGAAAUCAACCGAGAUGGUGGACCAGGGAACUGAAAGAUUAAAGGUCGACAGUAGGAAUGUUGUUUAACAGAGCUUAGAACACUAGGAGCACAGAGGACUGGGACAAAUGUUAAGGAGUGCUAUCAAGUAUUAUGAAAGAUAUCUAAAAUGAGCGGAACUAACUACAUGAUUUUAUUACGCUUUAUUCUUUCUUGAAGGGAAUCACAAUGGAACCAUGGGUCUCCGCAUAGAAGUGUACUUUCUUAACCAAACUAAACUAUUCGGAAAAAGUUGCUCUGCAUCUUACUGGUUUUGUUUGACGAAUUCACCACAUGUCAACUAAUUAAGGUGUCACUCUAGCUUGGGCUGAUAUCCCCUCAGCAGCUUUGAAAAAUUACCUUACUUAUUGAAAUCAACGACAACGUAAUCGGCGUCUUCCUCCACCGCAGCAAUAAUAUCCUGCUUGUCAACUAUCCGUAGUGCGGCACGUCGAGAUAUAACCUCCGAACAUCAUCUUUCUCAUGUUGACAAAUAGUUCCUUUUGAAACCUCUGUUAGCUAGUUUUUGGCUGAGUGGAAAUGUGCUAACAUUUAUAUCUCCAACUUCUAAUUGAAACAACCUUAAUUUUAAUAUAUUUUUUUUUAAAUAUUUUUAUUUAAUUUGCAAAUUGUUUUUUUUUUUACAUAAUUUCUUAAUUAAAAUUGAUUUCUUGAUACUUUAUUGUUGUAUUUGUAUGCGUAAUGAUGUAUUGGAAUCAAUUGUAAAAAAGUAUAUCGAUUUUUGUUGUUGCGAUCAAACAUGCAAUAUUAAGAAUUAAUAAAAAUUAUAUAUACGAAAUAAAAGAAA